CACCCUAACCUAGCUAACCCACCCUCACUUACACCCAUCGCCUACACCCAUUGCCUUUCUUUUCUUCGCCUCCUUCCCCUAAAUUUUUGAAAUCCCCUUCUUCCCCUAAAAUUUUCAGAAACGCGUCACAGACUCCGAUUCUCUUCUUCCAUUUUCAGAAAUUCCUCCGCCCUUCUUCCUCUCUUUCAAGCCGCUGAUUGCCGGCGUCACAGACUCCGAUUCUCGUCGAUUGUCGCUGUCGCUGUCGCUGUCGCCGCCGCCGAUUCUCGUCGUUCCGGGACUCUGUGCUCCGAGUUUACGGGGAGCAUGCGGGCCGAUUUGCGAGCAAAAUCGGCUCUAUAGUUCGCCACCACGCUCCAUUAAAGUAUAGUGGUUGGGGAUUUAUUUGAUUUAGAUUUUGAGGCGCAUCCACAAUUGAAAGACAUUGUACUUUAAAGGUUAUCGAUAUCAGUGCCACCAAAAAUAUCAGGCCAUUAUUGAGCAAGGAAAAGAUCCAUUGCAACAUUUACCGAAUCAAUACAUUAAAUUAGAUGAUUGGGAGUGCAUGUGUACCAAUUGCUUUGGUGAUGAUCAAUGGCAGAAAAAAGCACAGGUUGUUGCGGAAAAUCAUUCCAAAAAGUCAGCAGGUUAUUUGGGUGGCUCAAGAUCUAUAGUUCAACAUUUGGAGGAAGUCCAUAACACGCAUUCAAGUUCCGACUCAAAUGCUUUGGGAGGGUAUUUUGAGGUCUUCAAGAACACUCAUUGGAGCGAAUCACGGGGAUGGACAACUAAGAGAGCAAAUGAAGAUUAUGAACAAAUGAUCAAGAUCCGCGAUGCUCGUUUAAGUGAAGUACUAGAGGGGUCAGAACUUGACUCGGAUGCAGAGGAAGAAAUUUACUCUCAAGUUUUGUCAAGUGAGAGGUAUAAAAAAUAUGGUUUCAAGCGUGACAUAGGUCCUGUACUAAGAAAAGCGCCACAAGGUCGCAAAUCUAGAGGGUUAGGAUAUGAAAAGUUUGAAAAUGAAGUUUAAGAAAAUAAACGUCGUAUGUCGGAUAUGGAAAUUUUAAUGAAGCAACACAUGAGCUUAUUCCAAAGCUACUUCAAUAGAUUAAUCCACCGUCCGAUCAUCCUGGACCUUCUGUCCCAAGAAUAGAAGAUCCUCCGCCAUCACCACCGCCGGCCUCAAUAUUAAGAUUUUACUAAUACAAUAUUUGCAUAAAUGUUUGGGUUUGUUU
Messenger RNA from Morus notabilis, 1214 nucleotides. RefSeq lists its product as uncharacterized. Bases 545 to 1009 code for a protein of 154 amino acids. The record is from RefSeq and is a predicted model, not a curated record. Lineage: Eukaryota; Viridiplantae; Streptophyta; Magnoliopsida; Rosales; Moraceae. The transcript has 6 exons.